Molecule: messenger RNA, 433 nt
Organism: Symbiodinium necroappetens
Lineage: Eukaryota; Dinophyceae; Suessiales; Symbiodiniaceae
Source: the annotation of a GenBank genome assembly
AUGCAGUCUCCAGCUGCAUUCCUGGCCUUCCUGGCUGCGCUGCUUGCAACCACUACAGCUACAUCAGAUUUGGAGUCGCUCUUUAUGGUACCCCUGCAGAAGCAGUAUGUGCCCAUACGGCGUGACGGCAGCGUCGUGUCCUACAAGACGGCGUACUCUGGUCAGAUCUACGUCGGAUUUCGAGAGACGCAGAACUUCUCGGUGGUCUUUGACACAGGCUCUGGGCACUUCUUCCUCCCAUCGGUGGAAUGCAGCUCUGAGUCGUGCCGCUCACAUCGGAAGUACGACGUCAAGCGGUCCUCGACUGCGAAGUUCGUUGACCACGACGGCGCCCCAGCGGAGAGCAGUGACGAUGAGGUGGCCAUUAGCUUCGGCACCGGAAGCAUCCGGGGAAACUUCGUCGAGGAACUGGUUUGCUUCUCCGAGCCCAAAG